Theobroma umbraticum is the source of this 2241-nucleotide messenger RNA. It is a transcript of the gene TBL5, whose product is annotated as TRICHOME BIREFRINGENCE-LIKE 5. NCBI's taxonomy places the organism in Eukaryota, Viridiplantae, Streptophyta, Magnoliopsida, Malvales, Malvaceae. The record is from RefSeq and is a predicted model, not a curated record. Gene Ontology annotation, cellular component: Golgi apparatus. Gene Ontology annotation, molecular function: O-acetyltransferase activity.
ACUGAACGGGUUUUGGUUCGGUUUUUUCUCGCGAUGCGGAAGCCAAGCCACACGCAAAGUUGGUUUCUUCCAGAUGCUGUAGGCAGUGAGGCUGUCUGUCGAUAAACAGGGAAGAAAGGACACAGAAGAUGCAAUCUCUAUCCACCAAUUCCAAAUACAAAUGGGCGUAUCCAUCCCUCAAAAAACCCGUUACACAUUGACCACCGUUUUGUUCAUUGUGUUGUUCGUCCUUAGCCUAUUUCUUUUCAGCAGACGUACGCUUGAACCCUCCCUUUCUAUCUACCAACAGUCCUUUCCGCUCAUCAAAUCCCAACUUCGCUCCUCCGACCCAGACCCACUGAACUCAUCAACCAACCAGUCCAUUCCUCCUAGUAUUUCUCAAGCUGACGAGCUAGGCCCUUCCUCAAAUGGCUCAAGCAUCGAUGAUCAGCCUUCUGCCCAUGACGAGCAGAACCCACCUGCAGAUAACGAAGCUGUUGUUGACAAUGGUGAAGAGAAGAGGGAAAUGUGUGAUCUUUACACCGGAACUUGGGUGAAAGACGAAGAGUACCCUGUUUAUAAACCGGGUUCUUGCCCUUAUGUUGAUGAGGCUUUUGAUUGCCAAAGCAACGGAAGGCAAGAUUCUGAUUACUUGGGAUGGCGUUGGAAGCCUGAUGGCUGUGAUCUUCCAAGGUUUAAUGCUACUGACCUCUUGGAGAGACUAAGAGGUAAAAGGCUGAUGCUGGUUGGGGACUCCAUGAACCGAAAUCAGUUUGAGUCAAUGUUAUGCCUCCUCCGUGAAGGCCUGACCAAUAAGAGCAAAAUGUACGAGAUCCACGGCCGCAAAAUAACAAAAGGAAGAGGUUACUUUGUGUUUAAAUUUGAGGACUAUGACUGUACAGUGGCUUUUGUAAGGUCACAUUUUCUUGUAAAAGAAGGAGUCCGCAUUAAUGGACAAGGGAACUCAAAUCCAACUCUAUUGAUAGAUAGAAUUGACAAGUCAUCUGGUCGAUGGAAGCGGGCUGAUAUUCUCAUUUUCAAUACUGGUCACUGGUGGGUUCAUGGAAAGACUGCACGAGGGAAAAAUUACUUUAAAGAAGGUGAUUAUCUUUAUCCAAAAUUUGAUGCCGUUGAAGCUUAUCGAAGAGCUUUGAAGACCUGGGCAAAAUGGAUUGAUGAAAAUGUUAAACCAGCAAAACAGUUGGUCUUUUAUCGUGGAUACUCUUCUGCUCAUUUCAGAGGUGGAGAUUGGGACUCAGGUGGAUCCUGUAAUGGGGAAACUGAACCAAUCUUGAGUGGAGCCUUCCUUGAAACCUAUCCUUUGAAAAUGAAGAUAGUUGAAGAAGUGAUUCAGGAAAUGAAGGUUCCUGUGAUACUGUUAAAUGUAACGAGGUUGACCAAUUUUCGCAAGGAUGGCCAUCCAUCUAUCUUUGGCAAGAGAUUAACAGAAGGGAAAAAAGUUUCUACAAGGCGGCAGGAUUGCAGCCACUGGUGUGUCCCUGGGGUUCCUGAUACCUGGAAUGAGCUGAUCUAUGCCACUCUGUUUUUCAACAAACAAUUUUAAAGAGGAUAACUUGCAACAGUAUGGUACAAUUGGUAUGUGGCCGCAUGGAAGGAUGAAACCAGGGCUGUGUAGCUGGCAGAUGAACCAAUGUGCAAUAGCUGCUAUCAGAACAUCUGAAGAUAGUUGUGGUGGAUUAGAUGGGUAAUGUAAGAAAUUCAAGUUAGCAUUGAGCAAAGAACUUGAAGGAAUAGGACGCAUACCCUGGGUAUUGGAAGGAGAGAAAGCAGAACGCUAGCACAUUGAAACGAGGUAUUCAUGUUAGUCUUGCAAGCUUGGUCUUCCAUGGGAGGUGGCUGGCUGAAGAAAACCUGCGUGUGCAUUACGCAUGCACAUCACACAUAAUUUUCAAAGGACAACCAGGAACCAAUGAACACUUCUAAAUCUUUGUUCAAAUUUUUAUCUAACGCUGGAAGUUUAGCCAAUUCCAAGUACCUUUUAGUUAUUUUUGAAUGAAACUCAUCUUACAUCAUUCAUCAUUUGCAGAGAUGGUAAUCAAAUUUUCAUAAAAAACCACACACUCUCUCUCAAAUCUGUACAAAGAGAGAUUCUAAUGUAAGAACUCGACAACUGAUUUCUGCCAUAUAUGAUUUGUUGUGCUCAUGCUUGGGCUAGUCUGCCGCUUACUUAGAUAGUAAGCAGCUGUCCAACGGUCAACAGUUUGGAGACUUAACAGGAAACCUAAAAUAGUACGACUUACA